AUAUAGUUUAUAGAUUAUUACAAACCCUAAUAGUAGAGGUGUCCAGCAAUUAUUGAAGCCUUUUGCAGGACUUUCUUCUUUUAACUAUUUCUUAACAUACAUUGCAUAUUCAAAAAAGCAAAAGAACAAAGCAAUUCAAACACAAACAUAAUAUUACGGUUUUCCAACUUUAAUUCCACUAACACACUCCUUUUUCCAAUCUCAAAAACAUCAAUGGCCCUACUACCCCCCUUAAAUCAAAAGCCUCCUUUUUUUUUUUUUUUUCCUUCUUUCUUUAACCUUCUCCAUGUCUCAAAUAUUUAAAGGAACUGAAUUUUCUAGUCCUAAUCCUUAUCUUCUCCCUUAAUACUUUGCUUCCAAAGGUUUUCCUUCCAGUUACUUGUCAAAAUAUGCUCUCACUUCCACCUCCACCCUCCCUACCACCACCACCACCAGAAAAGAAACUGCGAGAUGUUCCGGUCCCCCCCAACCGAAUUGUCAUAUCAAAGCAACCUGGAAUCCAACCAAGUUCAACAGCAGUAGACAUACCAAGUUCUGAAAGAAAAAGAUCGAGAAAGCAGCCGAGUCUCCAGCACCCUCGGCCUCGCCGGACUAAUCCUGUUGUAUGGUUUGGUGCAGUUUUAUGCCUCAUAUUUAGCCUUACCCUCAUCUUCUUUGGUAUUGCGACUCUAAUUAUCUAUCUAGCCAUCAAACCAAGGAGUCCUGUGUUCGACACUCCGAACGCGAACCUAAACAACAUCUACUUCGACUCCCCUGAGUAUUUCAAUGGAGACCUCACUUUCCUUGCAAAUUUUUCCAACCCAAACCAGAAAAUCGAUGUAAGAUUCGAGUAUGUGAGUAUAGAACUUUACUUCUUUGACAGACUUACAGGAAUUCAAACUCUACAACCUUUUACUCAGAGGCGACACGAAACAAGGUUGGAAUCAGUUCACAUCAUAUCAAGUUUAGUCUAUUUACCACACAAUCUUGGUGCAGAACUUCAAAAGCAGGUGCAGAGUAACAAAGUCAUCUAUAACGUAAGAGGAACUUUCAGAGUAAGAGCUAGUCUGGGUUUGAUCCAUUAUUCAUACUGGUUACAUGGAAGGUGUGAGAUAGAGAUGACAGGUCCACCUACUGGUGUUUUAGUAGCUCGAAGUUGCAAAACGAAAAGAUGAAGCAGAAGAUUUCUUUUUCACUUUUUGCUUUAUCCUACUUUGUCUGGAAUCAAAUCUAAAUACAAGGUUUUAUGUCUAAGUGUCUGUAAAGUUCAUGGUAAUUACAGUACAGGAUUGUAGCAAAUAUGGCCCCAAGGAUGUUAUCUGAAAUCUGAGACACAGAAAUCAGAGUCAUAUGAUUUUUCUGA
This is a messenger RNA of Ricinus communis (castor bean), 1342 nucleotides long. RefSeq names its product NDR1/HIN1-like protein 2. Gene Ontology annotation, cellular component: plasma membrane. Bases 390 to 1154 code for a protein of 254 amino acids. The record is from RefSeq and is a predicted model, not a curated record. NCBI's taxonomy places the organism in Eukaryota, Viridiplantae, Streptophyta, Magnoliopsida, Malpighiales, Euphorbiaceae. The transcript has a single exon.